This is a messenger RNA of Episyrphus balteatus (marmalade hoverfly), 910 nucleotides long. RefSeq names its product probable N-acetyltransferase san (gene san). The transcript has 3 exons. Gene Ontology annotation, biological process: mitotic sister chromatid cohesion. Gene Ontology annotation, molecular function: acyltransferase activity, transferring groups other than amino-acyl groups. Gene Ontology annotation, cellular component: NatA complex. The record is from RefSeq and is a predicted model, not a curated record. NCBI's taxonomy places the organism in Eukaryota, Metazoa, Arthropoda, Insecta, Diptera, Syrphidae. The coding region runs from base 175 to 717 and encodes 180 amino acids.
AUUAAAAACUGUCAAAGUAAAAAGGGAAGGAAGAAAAAACCAAAUUGGAUAUUUUCCCCCGCAAAUGUGUGUGAUUAGUUUAGUAUAUAUAACCUCCUAUCCUAAAUAAAUAAAUUUUUAAAACAAUCAAAAUUAACUAAACUCAGUUUUAACAACGCCAUAAAUUCAUUAAAAAUGACAAGAGCAAGCAUUGAACUUGGCGAUGUCACUCCACACAACAUUAAACAAUUGAAGAAACUCAACACAGUUGUCUUCCCAGUCUCGUACAACGACAAGUUCUACAUUGAUGUCCUCGAAGCUGGUGAAUUGGCCAAAUUGGCUUAUUACAAUGACAUUGUUGUUGGAGCAGUUUGUUGUCGCAUAGACACAUCCGAGAAUCAAAGGAGACUUUAUAUCAUGACAUUGGGAUGUUUGUAUCCUUAUCGUAGAUUAGGCAUUGGCACUGUUAUGUUCAAUCACAUUCUCAAUUAUGUGGAAAGCGAUGGAAACUUUGAUAGUAUUUUCCUCCAUGUGCAAAUCAACAACGAUGGAGCUAUUGCAUUUUAUAAGAAAUUCGGUUUUGAAAUUGUCGAAACCAAACAACAUUAUUACAAGCGCAUUGAACCAGCGGACGCACAUGUCCUCCAAAAGACCCUUAGGCAGAAUCCAAGUCCUACAAGCAAUAGCCACGAUGCUACUCAGACAAAUGGUUUCGAUAAGAAAGAAAAAAAGGCAUAAACAAGAUCAAAGCUAUAGAAACGAAUAUAUUGUCGAUGUGAGCUAGAUUUUGCUAAGUUCAAAAAAGUCUAUAAAUGCGGGUUAAAAUUUUACAUCAAACAAAAAAAUAAAAAAUAAUCAAAUUACAAUAAAGCAAAACAAACAAACAUAAAAAAUAUAACCGUAAUAUACAAAAAAAAAUAAAAUCAUAAAA